Messenger RNA from Didymodactylos carnosus, 7908 nucleotides. Lineage: Eukaryota; Metazoa; Rotifera; Eurotatoria; Philodinida; Philodinidae. The record is from the annotation of a GenBank genome assembly.
AUGGUAAUGAACGGAAAUAAUAGUCGUGAAAACACUACUUACACAAAUGGCGUAGGUAGUGAUUUAAUAAAUUUAAAAAUUCUUAUAUCACGUGAUAAUAUCAUAAAAUCAAUGCAAUUUGAAACAAAUAUGCUUGUGUAUGAUAUAUGUCGAAUUAUUCAAGAUAGAAUAAUGAAUGAGCCAUUGUUAUAUCGUGGAGAUCCAUCUGAAUAUGGUCUAUUUAUUAACGAUAAUUCAAAUCCUAUGAAUAGUAUUUGGUUAGAUAAUGGACGUACAUUAAAUUAUUAUUUACUAAAAAAUGGUGAUACUGUCGAAUAUCGAAACAAGUAUCGUCCACUUAAAAUUCGUUUACUUGAUGGCACAGUUAAAACAAUAAUGAUUGAUGAUAGUCAAAUUCUUGCUAAACUGAUUGUUUAUAUUUGUAGUAAAUUUGGAAUUGCAAAUUAUGAUGAAUACUCAUUGAUUUUUGAUUCUGGAACAGAUUUAACGGAUACUCUAAAAACAUCAACACUAUUAAAGGAUCGUUCAUUACAACGAACAGAUAAAAAGAUGGAAGAAUUAAAGAAAAAAUUACAUACAGAUGAUGAUACUCUAUGGCUUGAUCAAUCAAAAACGCUUCGUCAACAAGGCAUUGAUGAACAUUCAACGGUUGUUUUAAAACGAAAAUAUUUUUUCUCAGAUAAAAAUAUUGAUCAAGGUGAUCCUGUACAAUUAAAUUUACUUUAUGUUCAAUGUCGUAACGGUAUUAUUGACGGCACUCAUCCAGUAACAUUCGAAGAAGCAAUUCAAUUUGCUGGUUUACAAUGUCAAAUACAAUUUGGUGAUUAUAAUGAAUCAAAACAUAAGCCAGGCAUAUUAGAUAUCAAAGAUCUUCUACCAAAAGAAUAUACAAAAAUAAAAGGCGUUGAAAAACGAAUAUUUCUGAAACAUAGUGGUUUAUCUGAACCAGAUGCUAAAUUAAAAUACACACAAUUAUGUCGAUCACUUAGAACGUAUGGUGUCACAUUUUUUCUUGUCAAAGAGAAAAUGCCAGGUAAAAACAAAUUAAUACCACGUCUGCUUGGUGUAACAAAAGAUUCCAUUGUUCGCGUCGAUGAAAGAACAAAAGAAUUUAAUCAAGUGUGGCCAUUAACACAUGUAAAGCGAUGGACUGCAUCUCCCAACACGUUUACUCUGGAUUUUGGUGAUUAUGCAACUGCUUAUUAUUCUGUUCAAACGAAUGAUGGUGAACAAAUUUCACAAUUAAUUGCCGGCUAUAUUGAUAUUAUACUUAAAAAGAAAAAAGAUCGUGAAUAUACUGCGCGAGAUAAUGGAGAAGACGAAGCAACAAUGGUUGAGGAUGUUGUCUCACCAGCAAAAGCUACAAUUAUUCAACCAAAUCGUCCACCAUUUGGGUAUAUUCACACAGAAAACGUUUAUUCCCCACCUCUGAUGAGAGGAACGUUAACUGAUGGUGGUCGUUUACAUCAUCAACAUUUAAAUGAUUAUGGCCAUGAGCCCAUGAUGAGUAUGCCGAGUUAUUACGACAUGAAUCAACGUAACAAUAUUCAUCAACAAGAGCAAGAGGCUGAAUAUUUUACACAAGCUAAUGAGCGUUAUUUAGAAUCAAUGCAUCCCAUGGAUUAUCCGUCAUCACGUCGUAAGACUUUGUUCACAACGAUUGAAAAUGCAAGAAAUUCUAUUCACACGGCACAAUCACAAUUAGCAAGAGAACUUCAUCUAGAAUAUUUACAUCCACAUCCGGAUGAACAACAAUGGAGUCGUGAAAAUCGUUCAGAUGUUAGUCGUCAGAUAUUAGGCAGUGAAUUGUGUGCUAUAAACGCUUCGACAGCUCAAAUAGUAACAUUAACAUCUGAUCAGCAUCGUUCUGAUGAACAUUCACUUGGUGCUGCCAUAUCAACUAUAACAAAUAAUUUAUAUGAAUUUUGUAAAGAAAUGAAAGUUUAUUCAGCAAUAACUGAAGUUAAUGAUCAAACAAAUCCGUUAAUGGAUGCAACUCGACGUUUAUGUUCAACAUUCAGUGAUUUACUACUAUGUAUUGAGUCGGAUACAGCAGAUUCAAUGGCCAGACAGUCUCUUCUUGUAACAGCAAGUCGGCUAGGUGAAGUUAGUCAAGAUUUAAUUAAAAAAAUUGGUUCAAAUGGAACAAACGACGAUAUACUUGACAGUACUUAUCAAGAGAGAUUGUUAUCGUUAGCAAAAUCUGUUGCAAAUGCAACGGCACUGUAUGUUUAUAAAGCGAAAGAUAUAGCGAGUAAUGUUAAUGAACAACAAUAUGUUAAUGACAUCAUAUCAACAGCAACACAAUGUGCAUUGGCCACAUCUCAACUGGUAGCAUGUACUAAGGUUGUUUCUGCAACUAUAUCAAGUCCGUUAUGUCAAGAACAAUUGAUAGAAUCGACAAGAUACGUCACACGUUCAAUUGAAGCUGUAUUAAACUCAUGUAAUCAGGGUACAGCAAGUGAGCAAAUGUUAUUAGAAUUAGAUGAUGCAGCAAAAUCUGUAACAAAAACAGUGAAUGAUUUAUUGCUACAUAUUAAACAAGCUACAGAAAGUGCUGCUUUAUCAACAGAUGUCGGUCAUUUUACAUCAGCAACACCAAACAUAGCUUCUACUACUUCAAACGUUGCUACAACGCAACAUGACGAAUCAAUUGAUAAAAUUUUAACAGCAUCCGAUCGUUUAUUUUCAUGUGUGGGUGAUGCAUCUGAAAUGGUUAAACAAGCUAAAGUGUUAGCACAAGCAACAGCUCAAUUAGUUUCAUCAUUAAGACAACAAGCCGAAUCAACUAUUGAUGAUACAAAUCAACAAAAAAAAUUAUUAUCAGCCGCUAAAAUGUUAGCAGACGCCACGGCUAAAAUGGUUGAAGCGGCUAAAGGUUGUGCAACUAAACCAAAUGACACACAAUUACAAUAUCAUUUGAAAAAGGCAGCAGAAGAACUAAGGCAAUGUGCAAAAAAUUGUGCAUCAUCAGCGACACAAUGCAUAGCAGCCACACAAGGCUCAGCACAAUCAAAUAAAAAUGCACAAUCGCAUCAACAAUUAGCCGAACAAUGUAAACAAGUUGCGGAUUUGAUUCCAAAACUUGUUCAAGGAAUUCGUGGUAUAAUUGUAAAACCGGAUGCCUUUAGUUCACAAAUUAAUUUGAUAAAUUCGUGUGAUGAUUUUAUUGGACCAGCGACACGUCUAACAAAUUUGGCAAAAGCAGCUGUGCCAACAAUUCAAGAUCAAUCGCAGGCAUUACAUUUAAAUAACAGCUUGAAACAAUUGACUCAAGCAAACAUAGAUCUUCGUUCGUGUCUAACUCGAGCUCAGGAAUUGUGUGGUGCAGUAUUAGAUGUUGAAACUAUAAUUGAAUCGAUUGAUUUACUAGAUAAAGAACUAAUAGAGCUCCAGAAACAAGCAAAAGAUGGAAAAUUACGACCAAAGCUUGAAGAAACGAUUGACACAUCAUCUGCUGAAUUGUAUUCAGUGUGUAAACAAGUGGGUUCAGCUGUAUCUCAGUUAUUGAAUGCUGUUACACAAGGUGAUGAGAAUUGCACGGGAAUAUGUGCACGAGACACGCUAAAUACGUUAAAAAAAUUAACAAAUUCAAUUCGUGGCAUAGCGGCGAGUUCAUCCGAUUACCGUAUACAAGAAACAAUUAUCAAUUCGUCUCGUGAACUAUUAGAAAAAUCAACAAAAUUAGUUAAAGAGGCUAAAAAAGCUGUACAUUUACCACAAGACAGAGAGAUACAAACAAGAUUAGCCGAGAUUGCAAAAGAAGUUCAAUCAGCAUUAAAUGCAUGUUUGACAAAUAUGCCAAGUCAACGAUAUAUUGAUGAUGCUCUGAAACAAAUAUCCGAAUAUGUUUAUACUUUGGCCGGUCCUUACAGUCGAAAACCGUCUAGAACAUUUGAUGACGUACAAACACAUAUCAAUCAUGCAGCAGCUGAUUUAAAUAAUGCAACUACAGAAUUAGUUGUCAGUGCACGCAGUGGAACAACCGCAUUGCAAACAACAACGCAACGCUUUAGUCAUGCAUUUGGUGAAUUUAUAGACAAUGGAAUUGAUUUAGCUGGUUGUCAGGAAGAUGAGAAACGUUCUAAAGUGAUCUCAUCCUUAAAACAAGUACAUACAUCAUCGAGUGAAUUGCUUGAACGAGCUAAAUCAGCAUCAAUUGAUAUAACAACAACUGCAACGUCCACUAGGAAUCCGUUGACAUUAGCUGCAAAAGCUGUAACGGAAAGUAUCAAUGAUGUUAUCACCAGUUGUUUAGCUACUGAUACAACUACAAAACAAUCAUCAGUAGGACGAUUAGAGUGUGAUAAUGCGAUUAGAGAAAUGCAAACAUCAAAAACAAUUUUACAGCAUCCCAUUGAACCCGUGACAGACUAUACGUAUUUCGAAGCAUUAGAUCACGUUGUUGAUUAUUCAAAGAACUUAGGCUCUGCGAUGACAAAUGUAGCCAGUGCAGUGAAAAACACAAAUCAUCCAUUGUUUUCACGAGCUGUUCGUGAUGCUUCAACAGCUGUUUGUGGUUUAAGCGAAGCAUCUGGUCAAGCAGCUUAUUUGAUUGGUGUAUCGGAUUCAUCAUCAACGAAAGGCAAAUCUGGCAUUGUUGAUCAACAGUUAUUUCACCAUUCUGUUAAUGCAAUACGUCAAGCAUGUAAUGAUUUGUCAAGUUCAACUAUCGACAAAAAUGAGAUUUUGAGUUGUGCAACAACUAUCGCAAGAAAUACAUCAGCACUAUGUAAUGCAGCCCGUGAUGCUUCAUCUCGAACAACGAAUGCACUAGCUCGUAGAAGUUUUGUACAAUCAGCAAAGGAUGUAGCAAAUGCCACUGCUAAUCUCGUUCGAUCAAUAAAGAUCCUGGAUAGUUCUUAUGCACACGAACAUCAUCGAGAAUGCAUCGAAAAAAGUCGACCAUUACUUCAAUCAAUUGAUGAACUUUAUACAUAUGCCAUGUCAAAAGAAUUUUCGUCUAUACCAGCAUCUAUUAGUAUCGCAGGUCGUCAAUUACAAGAACCCAUUUUAUCAGCAGCUCGUAAUGUUGUUGAUGGUGCGUGUAAAAUAGUCGAAUGUUCGAAAACGUUAAUUCUGAAUUCAAAAGAGCCAAGUCAAUGGCAACAAUUGGCGACGCAUACAAAAACUGUUUCAGAAUCCAUUAAACGUCUAGCUACAUCGGUCAAAGAAAUGACGCCUGGCUCACGUGAAUGUGAAAGAGCUAUUGAAGAACUUCGAAUUUUAUUUCACAACGUUGACAAAGCUAUCAUGAAUAUUGGGUCAUUGCCCAAAACGGAUAAAUCUCUUCAAUUUCAUCAAGAGCAAAUUUCGUCAAGUUCUCAUUUUAUGUCAGAAUAUAUCGAAGAUAUUCGUCGUUCAGCAAAACGUGAACCAGAACGUUUAGGUUCAUGUGUCACACAAUUAACUACGUAUGUUGAACCAUUAGUUCGCAAUACAAUUGAUUAUGUAUCACGUAUAACAAAUAGUCGACAACAGACAACAAUUUUAGAACAAUUAAAAUCUGUUGUGGAAAUUGGUUUACAAUUACUGCUAUCUGCUAAAGAAUCAGGUGGUAAUGUGAAAAGUAUUCAAUGGCAUAAAGUUGUUGAUGAAAAUUCGUCGCAAAUGAUAUCAAUAUUGAGAGAAUUAGUUCAUACAAUUGAAGAAAAUUCAUCAUCAAUCGGUAUUAUGAGUGGUCUUUGUGAAAAUAUUCGAAAAUCAAUUCAGACUGUUGAUUCGAACGUUAUCACUGAUGGUCUCUUCCAGGAUUAUCAAACGUGCAUGGUUGAAAUUGUUCGACAAAUGGCACGUACAACACAAGACAUAUUGACAAAAUCAUCAUCCAAUGAGGAUAUUAAACAUUUGGCUACUCAAUUGACAAGAAAAUAUAAUGAAUUAAUACGAGCAACAUACGGUGCUAUUGGAACAGCAUCAACUACAGAAUUAGCAAGCAGAAUUAAACGUGUUGUUAUCGAAUUGGGAGAGACAUGCAUCGAAUUAAUACAAAAAAUAGGACAAUUGCAACAAAAUCCACAUGAUCAAACACUAAAACAUGAAAUACAAGAUUUGUGUCAAAAAGUUAUUGAAAAAAUUUCUUAUGUUUUGGCUGCACUUCAAGCUUCGGCACGCGGCACCCAGGCUUGUAUCAAUGCUGCUAGUACUGUGAGUGGUAUCAUAGCUGAUUUGGAUACGACAAUUCUAUUUGCAACGGCUGGUACAUUAAAUUCUGAAUGUGAUGGGGAAACAUUUGCUGACCAUCGUGAAGCUAUUCUUAAAACAGCAAAAGCUCUAGUCGAAGAUACCAAAACAUUGGUGGCUGGAGCUGCGAGUUCACAAGAGCAAUUAGCUUCGGCUGCACAAGCUGCUGUUCGAACGAUUACGAAGUUGGCCGAAGUUGUAAAACUUGGUGCUGCUUCGUUAGGUGCUGAAGAUGGCGAAGCACAAGUACUUCUUAUCAACAGUGUUAAGGAUGUUGCACAAGCUUUAAAUAAUCUAAUAAGCGUCACAAAAUCGGCGAGUGGAAAAGAUAUCAACGAUCCUGAAAUGCAAAAAUUAAAAGAAUCAGCUAAAAUUAUGGUCACAAAUGUAACAUCGCUAUUGAAAACGGUGAAAUCAGUUGAAGACGAAGCAUCAAGAGGUACAAAUGCAUUAGAAGCUGCCAUCGAAGCUAUUGCUCAGGAAAUUCGUGAAUUUUCAAGUGACCAAUCGCCGAGUUUACGUACGCCACCUGAAGAACUUAUUCGUGUUGCAAAACAGCUUACCGUUGCAACUAGUAAAGCGAUUAGUGCUGGUCAAUCAUGUCGUCAAGAUGAAAUAAUUGCUGCGGCGAAUUUAGGUCGAAAAUCAAUAUCUGAUCUGUUAUUUGUUUGUAAAUGUAGUGCAUAUACAACCGCUCAACAAGAUUUGAGACAGCGUACAUUAGAUAGUGGAAAAAAUUGUGCAAAAUAUUAUAAAGAAUUAUUAGAAACUAUUCAUAUUUUGCUACAAAAACCAUCAAAUGAAACUAAACAAAAGUUACUAAUAUAUCUGAGAUCAAUUACACAAUCUACUCAAGAUCUUGUACAUUGUGCCGAACAACUUAAAGGUUCUGAUUGGAUAGAUCCGGAUGAUCCAACAUAUAUUGCUGAAAGUGAAUUAUUAUUAGCUGCUCAAAGUAUCGAAGCAGCAGCAAAAAAAUUGUCUUAUUUGAAACCACGACAGAAAAUAAAGGUAUUACCAAUGGAGAAAAAAAGUUUUUUUGAAUUUUGUUUUAGCAUGAUUUGUAGAAAGAUUCAUGAUAGGGAAAUUAAUGAGAAUUUGAAUUUUGAUGAACAAAUACUUGAAGCGGCUAAAUCUAUAAUGAAUGCAGCCGGCGCCUUGAUUAAAGGAGCCACAGCUGCCCAAAAAGAAUUGGUUUCACAAGGAAAAUUAUCACAUGCAACUGGUAGAAGAAGAAGCAAUCAAGAGGAAGAUGGACAAUGGUCACAAGGAUUAAUAUCCGCUGCUCGUUAUGUGGCUGUUGCAUGUCAUAGUCUUUGCGAUGCGGCAAAUGGUCUAGUGCAAGGUCACGGUACAGAAGAAAAACUCAUAUCGGCUGCAAAACAAGUCUCAUCAAAUACAGCUGCACUUCUUGUGGCUUGUAAAGUAAAAGCUGAUUUCAUGAGUCAAUCAAUGACACGAUUACAAAAUGCUGGUAAUGCUGUUAAACGCGCAACCGAUGCUCUUGUUCGUUCAUCUCAACAAGCUGUUGAAAUGCAAGAAGAAGAAAAAUAUUUAGAAGUAUCUAUGAGAUUCGUACCUGGUAUUGCUCAAGAAAUAAAAGCAAAAGAAAUUAUAUUGACAAAAGAACGUGAAUUAGACGAAGCCCGAAAUCGUCUAAAAGCUCUUCAUUUAGCUAAAUAUGGACAUGUGGAUAAAAAUAAUGAAUUAUAUCAGAGUUCUUGA